CUCAGGUGUCUGCCGUGCGCAGAGGUGCUCUGUACCUGUUGUGAGUACUCCGUAUAGGGGCCGUUUUAGUCACAGCUGUCCGAACUCGGACCAGUGGAUUCCCGACUCUGAACUGGUGCUGGGUCGGAGCCCAAUGGGGGAGACAUGAUUUACCACAUUUGUCGGCUCUUGUUGAUUCAUUGGCUGGCCAGAGGCAAAAGUGAUGUACCCCACAUUGAGUCAUCCCACUCAUGCCACUCAUGGACAUGGAUUGCCCCUCAAAAUUCACCAACACAGGACUGCCCCAGCCCUGACCGCCAUUGACGAAAAAGUUACCUUUGCAAAGCAAUCCCGCAACGACGUUGUGUGCCUGGCGCUGGUGGCCUCGGUUUGCACCAAUUGGCCGGGUACUUGCUCUUGACAUCGCCGGGAACCGCCACCAUGUCUUCCUUCUACAUCGAGAACAAGAAUGUCGGCAACAAGGCCGAGAGCGAGGAUUGGAGGAUUCGCGGUUACAACCCUCUGACGCCGCCAGACCUGCUUCAGCACGAAAUCCCCCAGACACCCCAGUCCAAGCGGACAGUCCUCCAGGGCCGCGAAGAAGCUGUCGCCGUCGUCAACGGAACCGACGAGAAGCAGAGGCUACUUGUGGUUGUCGGACCUUGUUCCAUCCACGACCCAAAGGCUGCGCUCGAGUACUGCGACCUGUUGUUGAAGGAGAAGGAGAAGCACAAGGAUGAGCUGCUGAUCGUGAUGCGCUCGUACCUCGAGAAGCCGCGCACAACCGUCGGAUGGAAGGGGCUGAUCAACGACCCGGACAUCGACAACAGCUUCAAGAUCAACAAAGGUUUGCGGUUGAGCAGGCAGCUGUUCGUCGACCUGACCUCCAAGGGGAUGCCCAUUGCCAGCGAGAUGCUCGACACCAUCAGCCCGCAGUUCCUGGCUGAUCUUCUCAGCCUCGGUGCCGUCGGCGCCAGGACAACCGAGAGCCAGCUCCACCGCGAGCUGGCCAGCGGCUUGAGCUUCCCCGUGGGCUUCAAGAACGGCACCGACGGCAGUCUCUCGGUGGCCGUCGACGCCAUCGGCGCGGUCAAGCAUCCCCAUCACUUCCUGUCGGUGACGAAGCCCGGGGUCGUCGCCAUUGUGGGCACCGUUGGCAACGAGGACUGCUUCGUCAUCCUGCGCGGCGGAACCAGGGGCACCAACUACGAUGCGCAGAGCAUCGCGGAGGCUAAGGCCGCGCUGCAGAAAGCGGGGCUGCGGCAGCGUCUCAUGGUGGACUGCAGCCACGGAAACUCCCUCAAGAACCACAAGAACCAGCCCAAGGUCGCUGCCGCGCUGGCUGAGCAGAUCGAGAAGGGCGAGGAAGCCAUCAUGGGCGUCAUGAUCGAAAGCAACAUCAACGAGGGCAAUCAGAAGGUCCCCCCGGAGGGCAAAGAGGCUCUCAAGUACGGUGUCAGCAUCACCGACGCUUGCAUCGGAUGGGAGGACACCGUCAAAGUUCUGGACUUGCUUGCCAAUGCUGUGAAGAAGCGGAGAGAAGUGCGGAACCACAAUGGCAGCACUUAAGCCGCCGACGAUCCACGAGGUUAUCUCCACAUUGUAUAUACCCAUUCAUUCAGAAACCGGCGUUUGCGGGUAAAGGUUUGGGGUUUAGAUCAAAAGUGAUGUUUUGGCCGUCGAAAAGCACCUGCCCUCGUAAGAACCUGCACCACAACGGUAGUGCUGAGCCUCCAGUGUCGUGACCAUCGGGUUUUCCCGUAAUCGAAGGGCGAAAGCAAAUAGCAAAGGGUUACGGGCCAUUGUUGUGUUCGAAGACACCAGGUAAUGUUGGGUUGGCGCCAGACCGAACACGCGAUGGUAGCUUC
Molecule: messenger RNA, 1847 nt
Organism: Thermothielavioides terrestris NRRL 8126
Lineage: Eukaryota; Fungi; Ascomycota; Sordariomycetes; Sordariales; Chaetomiaceae
Exons: 5
Coding region: 421-1548 (375 amino acids)
Biological process (GO): aromatic amino acid biosynthetic process
Cellular component (GO): cytoplasm
Molecular function (GO): 3-deoxy-7-phosphoheptulonate synthase activity
Source: RefSeq, a predicted model, not a curated record